CCAGUGGGGGCCACGUGGCCACGGGAAUGACCAGCCAGGCCUUCCCAGAGGCCGGGCCUCCCCAGGCUGAAGCUAGGAGCUUCCUGCCCACGGAGUUCUGCCCUCCCGCGCUUCUCCAGAUGAGUAAUGCCUCUGGGCUCCUGGAGUCAGCCGGAGUACCCCUGGCAUCCUCCACCUGGCCACAGCCCAGCGUCCCCCCAGCCAUGCCUACAGUGCCAGCCGGGCCACAGAUGGCCCGCGUGGAGAACGCGUCCCAGGGAGCCCCACGGCUCUUCCUCACCACCGCGCUGGCCAGAGGCGUCUCAGGAGUCUUCGUAUGGACAGCCCUGGUGCUCACCUGCCACCAGAUCUACCUGCACCUGCGCUCCUACACAGUGCCUCACGAACAGCGCUACAUCAUUCGCCUGCUGCUCAUCGUGCCCAUCUAUGCCUUCGACUCCUGGCUCAGCCUCCUCCUCCUGGGAGACCACCAGUACUACGUCUACUUUGACUCUGUGCGGGACUGCUAUGAAGCCUUUGUGAUUUACAGCUUCCUCAGCCUGUGCUUCCAGUACCUAGGGGGAGAGAGCGCCAUCAUGGCGGAGAUCCGUGGCAAGUCCAUCAAGUCCAGCUGCUUCUAUGGAACCUGCUGCCUGCGGGGCAUGUCCUACUCCAUUGGCUUCCUGCGCUUCUGCAAGCAGGCCACGCUGCAGUUCUGUAUCGUGAAACCUAUCAUGGCUGUGACCACCAUCAUCCUCCAGGCGUUUGACAAAUACCACGAUGGGGACUUCAAUGUCCACAGCGGCUACCUGUACGUGACCCUUGUCUACAACACUUCCGUCAGUCUGGCCCUCUACGCCCUGUUCCUCUUCUACUUCGCCACCAGGGAGCUCCUGCGGCCCUUUGAGCCAGUCCUCAAGUUUCUCACCAUCAAAGCGGUCAUCUUCCUCUCCUUCUGGCAGGGGCUGCUGCUGGCCAUCCUGGAGAGGUGUGGGGUCAUCCCUGAGGUCCAGGCUAUUGAUGGCACCAGGGUGGGGGCAGGCACGCUGGCCGCGGGCUACCAAAACUUCCUCAUCUGCAUCGAGAUGGUCUUCGCCUCCAUUGCCCUGCGCUAUGCCUUCACCUGCCAGGUGUACUCUGAGAAGAAAGAGCAUUCACCAGGCCCCCCAGCUCCCAUGCAGAGCAUCUCCAGCGGCCUCAAGGAGACCAUCAGCCCUCAGGACAUCGUGCAGGAUGCCAUCCACAACUUCUCCCCAGCCUACCAGCAGUACACGCAGCAGGCCACGCACGAGGCCCCGGGUCCCGGCCACCCCAUACCUGGCACCCUCCCUGGUCUGGCCAGUAGCUCUGGAGGGGGCAGGAAGAGCCGAAAUGUGGAGAAACGCAUGCUGAUCCCCUCGGAUGACCUGUAGCGGGCCUCAGGGUCUGCAUGACUGGCUGGGGGCACAGUCUGCCCGGUCCUCUGGGGAAAGACAGGGUCCCCCACCCUCAACUCUCUUAUCAAAGGUCCAGCCUACAAGGCCAUGGAGACCUUUUCAUACUGUGUCCAGUCAGGGGUCAGGGUGCCUAUGGGCCAUAGCAUGGGCAUGUUAGAUAGGCCUGAGGACCCACUGGGUACCUGGCCACAGACCUCAGGGGGUCACUGAAAGGCUGGACAUGAACGUGGCCAGGAGGUCACACAUGAUAUAAUAGAGGAUGGCCAAGUCUCAGGUCAGGGGCUGCAGGGAGAACUGGGUACCCAGCCUGACAGAGGGACCCAGUGCUGUGGACAGGAGGUGUGCCAAGCCUGGGUGAGGGCCCUGGGUGCAUAGAGAAGCCCCUCCCCCCACUCCAGCCACAGGAGCCUGGUGAGGUCCUGACCUGCAUCCAUCUGCACAGACCCGCUGUGGGCUGGCCUUCCAAGCACAGUCACCUCCCUGUGAGCUCUCCUUA
Dipodomys ordii (Ord's kangaroo rat) is the source of this 1911-nucleotide messenger RNA. It is a transcript of the gene Tmem184a, whose product is annotated as transmembrane protein 184A. Gene Ontology annotation, cellular component: early endosome membrane. The transcript has 9 exons. NCBI's taxonomy places the organism in Eukaryota, Metazoa, Chordata, Mammalia, Rodentia, Heteromyidae. The coding region runs from base 27 to 1391 and encodes 454 amino acids. The record is from RefSeq and is a predicted model, not a curated record. Gene Ontology annotation, biological process: transport. Gene Ontology annotation, molecular function: transporter activity.